Olea europaea var. sylvestris is the source of this 1257-nucleotide messenger RNA. Its product is annotated as monodehydroascorbate reductase 4, peroxisomal-like. Bases 133 to 654 code for a protein of 173 amino acids. Gene Ontology annotation, molecular function: oxidoreductase activity, acting on NAD(P)H. Gene Ontology annotation, cellular component: cytoplasm. Lineage: Eukaryota; Viridiplantae; Streptophyta; Magnoliopsida; Lamiales; Oleaceae. The record is from RefSeq and is a predicted model, not a curated record. The transcript is spliced from 5 exons.
AAUCAUGGCAUAUUUUCUGUUUACUCAUGAAUCUCGAUGUUUGUCUGUUCAUCCCGAUUUUUUAAUUUAAAAUAAAUAUAGAUAAUAAUUUUAUUAAAUAAUUGCUAUAGUUUCUUGGUUCAAGGCAUUCUAAUGUGGUCAAGGGGAAGUAGUAAAGUCUUGAGAGAGGUUGCACCCUAUGAGAGGCCUGCAUUAAGCAAAGGUUAUUUACUUCCAGAAGAUGCAGAUCCAGCUCGCCUCCCUUCAUUUCAUUGUUGUGUAGGUUCCAACGAGGAAAAGUUAACCCCAAAAUAUUAUAAGGAACAUGGUAUUGAAUUGAUUCUUAAUACACAAGUUAAGUCUGCUGAUGUGAGGCGCAACACCCUACAAACUGCAACAGGAGAAACCAUAAGCUACAAAAUUCUCAUUGUUGCAACAGGUGCUCGGCCUUUGAAGCUGGAGGAAUUCGGGGUGAGUGGAUCUGAUGCGGCUAAUGUGUGCUACUUACGAGAUAUGGUUGAUGCAGAAAGACUUGUAAAUGUCAUGCAAUCCUCUAGUGGUGGAAAUGCUAUAGUCAUUGGUGGAGGCUAUAUAGGAAUGGAAUGUGCUGCAUCUUUGGCAAUAAACAAAUUAAAUGUCACUAUGGUUUUCCCAGAGGCACAUUGUAGUGAGUAAUGUUAUUUUCUUCCUGCUCUUCUACUUCAUGUCCAGUUUUGAAGCUCGAUCAUGUGGUCAAAUGUAGUCGCAACACAGUUAUCUAAUAAGAUACAUUUAUGGCAUGUUUGGUAAGAUGAACAAGAUAGUAUUAGGGAAGAAAAAGAAGCUAAAAUCUUGUCCCUUAGAGCGUACUAUGUACCUAAGGAAGAAAUAGAAGUUAAAAUAUUGUCCAAAGCACACUGUAGUAUGUACCAAACAUUUAAUGAAUUGAGAUGUAUCCUUUUGUUAUUAUUAUUAUUUUUUGAUAUGAUAAAAAUGGUCAAAAUCGGAUUAAAUUGUCAACUGCCCCUAUUGGAAAUAGAAUUGAUAGGAUUCCAAAGGAACUGAUUUUGAGAAGGAUGGGAAGAUAAUUGAUAAUACACAAGACCUCAUUAUUCUGAAUUAGAUAUUAGUAUUAGAACAUCCAAUUAUUUUCUAGAGUCAAAAUAUUAAUGACCCAAAAAUGUGGGACUGGAUCCUGGCUUGCAGCGAUGAUUUUCAAGUCAGGAAACAGUGUUAAUUAUUUGCACUGGAGGUGAUGUUCAUUAAAUUUCAUCUGCACAUUCUUUCAUCCUUUUUUGU